Messenger RNA from Ramularia collo-cygni, 1677 nucleotides. Its product is annotated as related to GABA permease. Gene Ontology annotation, molecular function: transmembrane transporter activity. Lineage: Eukaryota; Fungi; Ascomycota; Dothideomycetes; Mycosphaerellales; Mycosphaerellaceae. Bases 1 to 1677 code for a protein of 558 amino acids. Gene Ontology annotation, cellular component: membrane. The transcript is spliced from 4 exons. The record is from RefSeq and is a predicted model, not a curated record. Gene Ontology annotation, biological process: amino acid transport; transmembrane transport.
AUGAUGAAGUCCGAGAACUCGGACCUAUAUCCGCGGCAUGGCUCCAGAGUAUCUGGCAUGUCAAAGGAAUUCCMAYGAAAAGUGUCCCGAGUAGAAGCAAGUGCUGAACAUGCGGACGAGCUUCUCGAGGCGUUGGGUUACACAUCUGAGCUCGCCAGAUCACGAUCGACGUUGAGUGUGGCAUUCAUGGCAUUUGUGCUGGCUUCAGUUCCUUAUGGUCUAUCGACAACACUCUACUAUCCGUUGACUGGAGGCGGCCCGACUACAGUGAUUUGGGGAUGGGUGGCCGUGUGCGCUCUGAUGAUGUGUGUCGCCAUCUCGCUGGGAGAGAUCACUUCGGUCUACCCAACAGCUGGCGGUGUCUACUACCAAACUUUCAUGCUCUCUCCCCGUAAAUACCGUGCAGCAAUGGCGUGGGUCACAGGCUGGUGUUUCCUGCUUGGCAACGUUAUCAUCACGCUCUCCGUCAACUUUGGCACAACCCUGUUCCUCAUCGGCUGCUUGAACAUUUUCACAAAGGCUGGCAUGGUGGCAGAUCCCAACGAUCCCACAGGACUGACUAUGAUUCCUGGUCAAGUUGGGAUCUUCGCCAAUGGCCAACCCUACCAGACAUGGCUCAUCUUCUUGGCCAUCACUCUAGCUUGUAAUGCCAUCUCCGCAUUGGGCAACAAGUGGCUCCCCCUGCUGGAUACCUGUACGAUCCCAUUCACUAUUGUGGGCGUACUCGCCAUCCUCGUCUCCGUCCUGGCCGUCGCUGCAGAGGGAAGGAAAAGUGCAAGCUACGUCUUUGGAGGAUUCGAGCCAAUCUCUGGAUGGACGCCACCUGGAUGGGCCUUUUGCGUUGGUCUCCUCCAUGCUGCUUAUGCUACCUCCGCUACCGGCAUGGUUGUGUCCAUGUGUGAAGAGGUGGAGAAGCCUGCCUCUCAGGUUCCCAAGGCCAUUGUUGGCGCACUCUUGAUGAACUUCACGUGUGGACUGAUCUUCUUGAUUCCGCUGUGCUUCGUUCUGCCAGACUUGAUGGCCUUUGUCAACGACCCGUACGCUCAGCCUCUGCCUGUCAUUCUGAGCUCGGCUAUCGGUAAUCAGGGCGGUGCGUUUGCUCUGACCGUCCCUAUGAUUAUUUUGGGUGUCCUAUGUGGUACAAGCUGCACCACAGCUGCUUCCCGAUGCUUGUGGGCUUUCGCUCGAGAUGGUGCUGUCCCAGGUUCGCGCCGUUUUGGUUUCAACAGGGUCAACAACAAGCUUGGCAUGCCACUGAACGCAAUGAUGUUGAGUAUGGUGGUUCAGAUUCUCCUCGGUCUGAUUUAUCUGGGAUCUGCCGCUGCUUUCAAUGCCUUCAACGGAUCUGGCGUCAUUUUCUUGACGCUCAGCUAUGUCAUCCCCGUGGCCAUUUCUCUCUUCACCGGCCGCUCAAAGACACUGGCAGGUGGAAAGUACAACCUUGGCAUGUUCGGACUUGUGUGCAAUGUUGUGUCGAUUGCAUGGUGUGCUUUUGCCAUCCCACUCUUUUCCAUGCCCUCGGGUUUGCCAGUCACUCUCGCUGGCAUGAACUACGCUUCAGCGGUAUUCGUCGGCGGUGUGGUCAUCUCGGCAUUGUCUUACUUCCUCUAUGGAAAGAAGCACUACUCUGGGCCUCAGGUCGGAGAGGACAUGGAGCCUCCGGGCUACUCAUCAUGA